AGCAGGAAACAGACGUCUGUUGAGCCAAAAUGGCGACCGUGGUCCUACUGUCUGGAGUGGGUUAGCAUGAAACCUAUCCGAUUAAACGUAUUAUGACACUGUUCGGCUUUUAUUAGUCAGAUUAAUCCUUUUUAUCAUUAAAAAGAGUCCGUCUAAACAAGCGGAGACGCGUUCAGAUGCUGUGAGGAGGAGAUGGCGGGCCGUAGAGUCGAGUGUUUGUGGAAGCGUCACGUUAUGGAGCAGCUGAAACAGAGAGACAGAGUUCAGCGUCAGGCCUUCGAGGAGAUCAUACACCAGUAUAACCGGUUGUUGGAGAAGUCUGAUCUUCAGGUUGUUUUUUCUGAACAUCUCCAUACUGAGAAAUAUGAGCAGCAGAACCGACACGACCUCAGUCCGGUCCUCGAGGGCGGUCGCAGUGAUUCCCUGCAGCAGGAAAUGGCUCAGAUGAGAAUUAAACAUCAAGAGGAGCUGACGGAGCUGCACAAGAAACGAGGAGAGUUGGCCCAGAGCGUGAUUGAACUAAACAACCAGAUUCAGCAGAAAGACAAAGAGAUCCAGAGUAAUGAAGCCAAGAUGCAGGACUAUCAGCAGCAGAUCUCUCAUCUAGAAGGAGAAUGUCGCGAUCUGCGCAACUCUCUGGCCGAUCUGGAACGAGCCAAUCAGACGCUUCGAGACGAGUACGAUGCCCUGCAGAUCACGUUCAGCGCCCUGGAGGAGAAACUACGGAAAACCACAGAGGACAAUCAGGAGCUGGUGACACGCUGGAUGGCCGAGAAAGCGCAGGAAGCCAACAAACUGAACGCUGAGAACGAGAAGGACUCCAGGCGCAGACAGGCGAAGCUUCAGAAGGAGCUGGCGGACGCAGCGAAGGAACCUCUUCCCAUAGAGCCAGAUGAUGACAUUGAGGUUCUCCCAGAGGAUGCUGGGAAGGGAGCGGGUGGAGCAGGUGAAACGUCACCGAGCAGACCGAGGAGUCGAACACCCAGCAGACGAGUGUCUCAGCCUCUUCCUCCUGCUGCCGGACUCCUGGACUCCAUCUCUAAUAUCUUCAUCUUGUCUGAUUCUGUCCAACCUGGUUUCGUCCCAUCUGACUCCAGAAGACGUCGCUCUGUGAACUCGUUCGGCUCGUCUACAGAAAGUGCAGAGGUGCCGUCGGCCUGCGCUGAUGUCAGAGUUCCCUCCACUGCGCUGCACGUCUUCGAUGCUCACGAUGGAGAAGUGAACGCCGUGAGGUUCAGUCCCGGUUCCCGUCUGCUUGCCACGGGAGGAAUGGACCGCAGGGUGAAGCUCUGGGAGGUCGUUUCUGGGCGAUGUGAACCUAAAGGUGCGCUGACGGGCAGUAAUGCUGGAAUCACCAGUAUAGAGUUUGACAGUACGGGCUCGUCUCUGUUGGCUGCGUCGAAUGAUUUUGCCAGCAGAAUCUGGACGGUUGAUGACUUCAGACUGAGGCACACCCUCACAGGACACAGCGGGAAGGUUUUAUCCGCUCGGUUUCUGCUCGAUAACACUCGGAUUGUCUCUGGCAGCUACGAUCGAACGCUCAAGCUCUGGGAUUUACGCAGCAAAGUCUGCAUGAAGACGGUGUUUGCUGGCUCUAGCUGUAAUGACAUCGUCUGCACGGAGCAGUGUGUGAUGAGCGGGCACUUCGAUAAGAAAGUUCGUUUCUGGGACAUCAGGUCUGAGAGUAUCGUUCAUGAGCUGGAGCUGCUGGGACGUGUCACGUCUCUGGACCUCAAUCACGACCGGACCGAGCUGCUGAGCUGCUCUCGUGACGAUCUGGUGAAGAUCAUCGACCUGCGCUGUAAUGCAGUGCGACAGACGUUUAAUGCUCAAGGUUUCAAGUGUGGUUCAGACUUCACCAGGGUCACGUUCAGUCCUGAUGGGAGUUAUGUAGCGGCCGGUUCUGCAGACGGUGUUCUGUACAUCUGGAACGUUCUAACGGGGAAACUAGACAAAACCCUUGAUAAGGGUCACAGUUCUGCCAUAAAUUCGGUGUCCUGGUCUCCGUCGGGGACGUUUGUGGCCAGCGUUGAGAAAGGCAGCAAGGCCGUGCUUUGGUCUGACAUGUGACUCCGCAGCGCCUGGAUGAAAUAGACUGAAGACGGAAGGAAAGUCCCUCUGGCCUCUUGAACUACCUUUCCCACAAUGCCAUCUGUUUGGCUAUGGGUGUACGAGUGCUGCCUGCCUGUAUGAUCGCACGGCACCGUACACGUACAUAUUUAUAUCAGCUUUCAUGUACUGUCCGUCUCUCACACACUCGAUGUGAGAUGGAAAUUACACCGGUGACUCGUACGGUUUGUUUUAACAUGGCUUUAAAUAGUGUUUACUGUCAGAGUUUAUGCUUUUGCCUUUAUACAUAAACAGGCCAUUAAAGUGUGUGUGUGUGUGUGUGUGUGUGUGUGUUUUGAAUGCUGCUCUAUGGAUGGCACUGGUUAAUAUUUUUCCUAGAGUUCUGGAAAUCCCACAUCUCCCCAUGAAUAAAAUGCAUGUAUGUAUUGAGCAGGAACCCAAUUUUAUUUUGGAUUAAUCUCACAUUAUUAAUAAUUAAUCAUUUUGUGAUAUUAACACGAAUUGAACCCUCUUUUUUUAUUGCAGUGCAACAAUGUCUUUGUUGUGAAUGGAAAAAUUAGUUGGCGAUUAAAAAUCCUUUUAAAUGAAGUGUUUUAUUAAAAUCUGCAUAUAUUAAAGCCAGUACAACUGCCAUUUAAGUUAUAACUUUUAUUUUGAUUUAAAUUUAUUUGAUAUUUCUUUCCAUAAAGUAAUUUCGAACGGCAUCCAUAAUAAAAAAUGUUGCUGGCAAAUGUGAUAAAAAAAAAAAAAAAAUGCCCACGUGUUAAAAUCUAAAGGUAAAAAGUUAUUUCGCUAUAUAGAAAGUUUUCCAAAAACAGCCUUUAGUUUCUUUAUGCAAAAUGUAAUUUAUUUUUAAUUUUGGGGUGAAAUAUAAUUUAAACUUUUUGAGAGCUUUACCUGUAGACCGUCAGGAGAAAUCAGCUUAUUAAUAGGUGUCUGUUCAGUAGAGAAAAUAAUUUAUAAAGCCAUAGUUCAGCUAGACACCAUAUUUAAUUUUGCACAAAUGAAAAUGAGACUGUCAAUUAUUUUGGCCAAUCACUGCACUCUUUGUCCUAAGCCCCUCCCCCUGGAUCCAGGAUGAGCAUGUAUGUGUGAUGCUGAAUGAAUGCAGUAAGAUAAGUGUGUUUUAGUGAAGAAAGCGAUGCUCUGUUCUUUAUUUUUAUUUAAUCUGCUGCACACAAGCUCAUAUCCUAACACUGUUUUCUCUGAGCAUGAAGUCGGUUUCAAAUACUGUAUCAAACUCUACGCAGACACCCUUCUUGAGCUGUUUUGCACAGGAAAACUAAUGCACUUUUGAUUCCUCCUGAUGCAAGCAGCACAUCCGGUGAUGCUCGCACUUAAACAAAAAGACUGCAAUGCACCAUCGUACUCAUCCAAAUACUAGAACUGGUGUUUAAGAUCCUCGUGUCCCCUCGAAAUCAACGCUGCAGUCUGUCGAGGUGCCUAACAAGUGCACUUGGUUUCAGAUUUUGAGUGGAGGGGACUGCACUCUUUACAGAUGACUUAUGGGUGUGGCUGUUUAGCUCCACCCCUUUGAUGCUGUUUAGCUCCACCCCUUUGAAGCAUUUGUGGGUGUGGCUGAUUAGCCCCACCCUCUCUGAUGUGUUUGUGGGUGGGGUUAAGAAUGGGAGCCGGCUUAAACGGACUGUGGAAGAUAAUUGUUGCUGAUGUAUAUGAGGUUUCUGUAUAUGUCUGCUUAAAGUUUGCACACCAUAAAAUGAAUGGGACGUUA
Molecule: messenger RNA, 3802 nt
Organism: Carassius gibelio (silver crucian carp)
Lineage: Eukaryota; Metazoa; Chordata; Actinopteri; Cypriniformes; Cyprinidae
Product: autophagy-related protein 16-1
Exons: 20
Coding region: 193-2070 (625 amino acids)
Biological process (GO): autophagosome assembly; negative stranded viral RNA replication
Cellular component (GO): autophagosome membrane
Molecular function (GO): protein binding
Source: RefSeq, a predicted model, not a curated record